AUGCUGGAGGAGAGAGGACUGAUGGAGAGACUUGAAUGGCAGAAGGAGCAAAUUGCAAUGGAAAUUGAAAUGUUAAGAAGAAGAUUGAGGACCCAGCAGAGACCAGAGUCUCCUGAACCUGAACCUGAACCCAGCUGUGUGUCCUUAAAGAGCGACCGGUCAAAUCAUCGCCUCAUUGACUUUAAAGGAGAGCAACCCUCUGAUGAAAAGAGGAUCCAUCAAAGACCAGACUCUGCUGAACCUGGACCCAGCUGUGUGUCCUUCAAGAGUGACCGGUCAAAUCAUCGCCUCAUUGAUUUUAAAGGUCAACAACCCUAUGCUGGAAAGAAGAUCCAUCAAAGACCAGACUCUGCUGAACCUGGACCCAGCUGUGUGUCCUUCAAGAGUGACCGGUCAAAUCAUCGCCUCAUUGAUUUUAAAGGUCAACAACCCUAUGCUGGAAAGAAAGUGGACCAGGAGAGCUCAGAGGUUCCCAGUGGUCAGUCUACCCAGCAGCAUCAAACACACCUGGACUCCAUCUUUAUGCUGCUGAAGGAGAAUAUCGGUACUUUUAUGAAGAAUGAGCUGAAGAAGAUCCAGAAGGUUCUGAGUCCUGAUUACCCAGAAUGCUCAGAGAGUCAAAGGAAGGAUGAGGAUGAAGAGGACAGGAGGAGCAAAGAGGCAUUUCUGAUGAUCACACUGGACUUCCUGAGGAGAAUGAAGCUGGACGAGCUGGCUGACCGUCUGCAAAGCAGAAGCCCAGCAGGAGUUUGUAAACGUAAACUCAAAUCUAACCAUCAGAAGAAGUUCCAGUGUGGGUUUGAGGGGAUUGCUAAAGCAGGAAACCCAACCCUUCUGAAUCAGAUGUUCACAGAGAUCUACAUCACAAAGGGAGGGACUGCAGAGGUCAAUGAUGAACAUGAGGUCAGACAGAUUGAAACAGCAUCCAGGAAACCAGGCAGACCAGAAACAAGAAUCAGACAAGAAGACAUAUUUAAAACCCCACCUGGAAGAGAUGAACCAAUCAGAACAGUGAUGACUAAGGGAGUGGCUGGCAUCGGGAAAACAGUCUUAACACAGAAGUUCACUCUGGACUGGGCUGAAGGCAAAGCCAACCAGGACAUCCAGUUCACAUUUCCAUUCACCUUCAGAGAGCUGAAUGUGCUGAAAGAGAGAAAGUACAGCUUGAUGGAACUUGUUCAUUACUUCUUUAGGGAAACCAAAGAAGCAGGAAUCUGCAGGUUUGAAGAGUUCCCGGUUGUGUUCAUCUUUGACGGUCUGGAUGAGUGUCGACUUCCUCUGGACUUCCUAAACACCAAAAUCCUGACUGAUGUUACAAAGUCCACCUCAGUGGAUGUGCUGCUGACAAACCUCAUCAGGGGGAAUCUGCUUCCAUCUGCUCACCUCUGGAUAACCACACGACCUGCAGCAGCCAAUCAGAUCCCUCCUGGGUGUGUUGACAUGGUGACAGAGAUCAGAGGGUUCACUGACGCCCAGAAGGAGGAGUACUUCAGGAAGAGAUUCAGAGAUGAGGAGCAGGCCAACAGAAUCAUCUCCCACAUUAAGACUUCACGAAGCCUCCACAUCAUGUGCCACAUCCCAGUCUUCUGCUGGAUCACUGCUACAGUUCUGGAUGAUGUCUUGAAGACCAGAGAGGGAGGAGAGCUGCCCAAGACCCUGACUGAGAUGUACAUCCACUUCCUGGUGGUUCAGGCCAAAGUGAAGAACAUCAAGUAUGAUGGAGGAGCUGAGACAGAUCCACACUGGAGUCUAGAGAGUAGGAAGAUGAUGGAGUCUCUGGGAAAACUGGCUUUUGAGCAGCUGCAGAAAGGCAACCUGAUCUUCUAUGAAUCCGACCUGACAGAGUGUGGCAUUGAUAUCAGAGCAGCCUCAGUGUGCUCAGGAGUGUUCACACAGAUCUUUAAAGAGGAGAGAGGACUGUACCAGGACAAGGUGUUCUGCUUCAUCCAUCUGAGUGUUCAGGAGUUUCUGGCUGCUCUUCAUGUCCAUCUGACAUUUAUCAACUCUGGAGUCAACCUGCUGUCAGACGAACAAACAACAUCAACACAGUUCUACCAGAGUGCUGUGGACAAGGCCUUACAGAGUCCAAAUGGACACCUGGACUUGUUCCUCCGCUUUCUCCUGGGUCUUUCACUGCAGACCAAUCAGAAUCUCCUACGAGGUCUGAUGACACAGACAGGAAGUAGCUCACAGACCAAUCACGAAACAGUUGAGUACAUCAAGAAGAAGAUCAGUGAGAAUCUGUCUGCAGAGAGAAGCAUCAAUCUGUUCCACUGUCUGAAUGAACUGAAUGAUGAUUCCCUAGUGGAGGAGAUCCAACAGUCCCUGAGAUCAGGACGUAUCUCCAGACAUAAACUGUCUCCUGCUCAGUGGUCAGCUCUGGUCUUCAUCCUACUGUCAUCAGAAGAAGAUCUGGACGUGUUUGACCUGAAGAAAUACUCUGCUUCAGAGGAGGCUCUUCUGAGGCUGUUGCCAGUGGUCAAAGCCUCCAACAAAGCUCUACUGAGUGGCUGUAAUCUGUCAGAGAGAAGCUGUGAAGCUCUGUCCUCAGUUCUCAGCUCCCAGUCAUCUAGUCUGAGAGAGCUGGACCUGAGUAACAACAACCUGCAGGAUUCAGGAGGGAAGCUGAUCUCUGUUGGACUGAAGAGUCCACACUGCACACUGGAGACUCUCAGACUGAGUGGCUGUAACCUGUCAGAGAGAAGCUGUGAAGAUCUGUCCUCAGUUCUCAGCUCCCAGUCCUCUAGUCUGAGAGAGAUUGACCUGAGUAACAACAACCUGCAGGAUUCAGGAGGGAAGCUGAUCUCUGUUGGACUGAAGAGUCCACACUGCACACUGGAGACUCUCAGGGUGGAGCCUGCUGGAGUCAGAUGGUUGACACCAGGUCUGAGGAAGUAUUCCUGUGAACUCACACUGGACACAAACACAGUGAGCAGAUACCUCAAACUGUCUGACAACAACAGGAAGGUGACAUUUGUGAUGGAGUAUCAGCCAUAUCCUGAUCAUCCAGAGAGGUUUGACUCCAGGUAUCCUCAGCUGCUGUGUAGAGAUGGUCUGACUGGUCGCUGUUACUGGGAGGUCGAGAGGAGAGGAGAUGUUGUUAUAUCAGUGAGUUACAGAGGAAUCAGCAGGAGAGGAAACAGUGAUGACUGUGUGUUUGGAUAUAAUGAUCAGUCCUGGAGUCUGUUCUGCUCUGAUGAUGGUCGUUACUAUGUCUAUCACAAUAAGAGAGUAAAAUCCAUCUCCUCCUCCUCUCUCCCUGAUAGAGUAGCAGUGUAUGUGGACUGUCCUGCUGGCUCUCUGUCCUUCUACAGAGUCUCCUCUGACUCACUGAUCCACCUCUACACCUUCAACACCACAUUCACUCAACCUCUUUAUCCUGGGUUUGGGUUCAGCUAUGGCUCCUCAGUGUCUCUGUGUUCUGUGUGA
Messenger RNA from Sander lucioperca (pikeperch), 3429 nucleotides. Its product is annotated as NLR family CARD domain-containing protein 3-like. Gene Ontology annotation, molecular function: protein binding. The transcript has 12 exons. Lineage: Eukaryota; Metazoa; Chordata; Actinopteri; Perciformes; Percidae. The coding region runs from base 1 to 3429 and encodes 1142 amino acids. The record is from RefSeq and is a predicted model, not a curated record.